UUGGUACAGUAUUAUUGUGUAUAUUAUUAUUCUCUAUUUUUAGUAAAGCCUACACACUGCUAAGUGUGAUUUUAAAUACUGAUGCUGUAACGAAAGAACUUCCCACUCGGGAUCAAUAAAGUAUUUAUUAUUAUUAUUCUCCAGCCCUAUAUCUCUUUCACCAAUCAACCACAGCUCGCCUUUACUCACCUCAUCUCUCCCCACAUUCCUACUCCCUCCCUUCCUCCGGCAUUUUGUGGGUGUUGCUUUAGAUUUUCGCAUCUGCAGGUUUUCUCCUGUUUAAACCAAUGCGCAUGUGUCGUCGGCGCCACCCAUCCCGAAUAUCGCGCAUGCGCUGAGUAGACGAGAUGCUAACAACAUUCGGACAAAGGUUUGAAAUGGCAGAACACUUGUGUACGGGAAUCUCAAACACAACAACACAUCAGUUUUGCUGACUCUGUCUGGAUAUUUAAGGAGUGACCAGAUAUUUUCUUUGCAACACCAACAUAUCUGUUGUUGAUCCUUGGAGAUGAAGAAUUAUCUCAUCCUGGCUGGCAAUGUAUUCUGUCUCUGAAAUGAAGUUUUCUGUGAAAUUCUCUGUAACCGAGAGCUGAGAACACACCAGCAUUUGUUCACUGGAGAUCAGUUCUUCAACUGCAUUGAUUGUACAAGGGAUUCAAACGUCUGACUUUCUGAAUUGCCAGAGAAUUGAUCAUAGUGAGAUAUCAUUCUCCUUCUCUCUGUGGGAAGGGAUUCACUCACACCCUACCCGCAGACACAUCAGUGAGUUCAACGUGGGGAGAGGCCAUUCACCCAACUCAGGGUGAGGGAGGGGAACUACUCAGUCAUCCAGUCUGAAGAUACAUAAGUAAGUUCACACCAUAGUGAGAUACUCCACCUGUUCUGCAAGUAGGAAGCCAGUCAGUUCUUGAUGCUGAAGGUAUAUCAGAAAAUUCACCAGUGAGAGGACAUUGACCUGCUCCAACAGUGGGAAGGCAUUCACACACUCAACCACACCACAGUGACACCAACGAGUUCACACCGGGGAGAAGCCAUUUUCCUGCUCCGAAUGUGGGAAAGGGUUCACACAGUCGUCUCAACUGAAUGAACACCAGCGAGUUCACACUGAAAAGAUGUCGUUCAGCUGCUCAGACUGUGGGAAGGGAUUCACUCACUCUUCCAACCUACGGAGACACCAGCGAGUUCACACUGGGGAGAGGCCAUUCACCUGCUCAGACUGUGGGAAGCGAUUCAUUCAGUCAAAUCAGCUGCUACAACAUCAGUUAGUUCACACUCAGGAGAGGCCAUUCACAUGCUCUGAAUGUGGGAAAGGAUUCACCAAGUCAGGUAAUCUGAAGGAACAUCGGCGAGUCCACACUGGGGAGAAGCCGUUCACUUGCUCUGAAUGUGGGAAGGGAUUUGCUCAGUCAUCUAAACUGAAGUUACAUCAGCGAGUUCACACUGGGGAGAGGCCAUUCACCUGCUCAGACUGUGGGAAAGGCUUUACCCAGUCAGGUAAUCUGAAGUUACACCAGCGAGUUCACACUGGGGAGAAGCCGUUCACUUGCUCUGAAUGUGGGAAAGGAUUCACCCAGUCAUCUGAACUCAAGUCACAUCAGCGAGUUCACACUGGGGAGAGGCCAUUCAAAUGCUCAGACUGUGGGAAAAGAUUUACCCAGUCAGGUAAUCUGAAGUUACACCAGCGAGUUCACACUGGGGAGAAGCCGUUCACUUGCUCUGAAUGUGGGAAGGGAUUUGCUCGGUCAUCCGAACUUAAGUUACAUCAGCGAGUUCAUGCUGGGGAGAGGCCGUUCACCUGCUCUGAAUGUGGGAAAGGAUUUAUCCAGUCAAGCCACCUGCUACAACAUCAGUUAGUUCACAUUGGGGAGAGACCAUUCACCUGCUCAGACUGUGGGAAGGGAUUCAUUCAUUUGUCCAGUCUACAGAGUCACCAGCGAAUUCACACUGGGGAGAAGCUGUUCACUUGCUCUGAAUGUGGGAAAGGAUUCACUUGGUCGUCUCGCCUGAAGGAGCAUCAGUUAGUUCACAAUGGGGAGAAGCCAUUCACAUGCUCUGAAUGUGGGAAAGGAUUCACCAAGUCAGGUAAUUUGAAGGAACAUCAGCGAGUUCACACUGGGGAGAAGCCGUUCACUUGCUCUGAAUGUGGGAAGGGAUUUGCUCGAUCAUCUGAACUGAAGUUACAUCAGCGAGUUCACACUGGGGAGAAGCUGUUCAUUUGCUCUGAAUGUGGGAAGGGAUUUGCUCGGUCAUCCGAACUUAAGUUACAUCAGCGAGUCCACACUGGGGAGAAUAUCGUUCACCUGCUCAGACUAUGGGAAGGGAUUCACUCAAUUGUCCAACCUACAGAGACAUCAGCGAGUUCACACUGGGGAGAAGCUGUUCCACUGCUUUGAAAGUGGGGAGGGAUUCACCCAGUAAUCUCAAUUGAAGUCACAUCAGCAAGUUCACCCUGGGGAGAGGCCAUUCACCUGCUCAGACUGUGGGAAUAGAUUCACUCACUCCAACCUACGGGGUCAUCAGCGAGUUCACACUGGGGAGAAUCCAUUCAUCUGCUCAGAACGUGGGAAGGGAUUCACCUUUUCAGUUCAUCUGAAAGAACAUCAGUUUGUUCACACUGUGGAGAGGCCGUCCACCUGCUCACUCAUUCGGCAUUCUCAUCUACUGACACACCAGUUAGAUGACACUGGGGAGAGGCCAUUCACCUGCUCUGAAUGUGGUAAGGGAUUCACUCGAUCAUCUACACUGAAGGUGAAUCAGUGACUUCAUACUAGAGAGAGGUCGUUCAUCUGCCCUGAAUGUGGUUCUCUGUUCUAAAUGGCUGUACUUCAAUCCUGAAGUCAUGCCCUCUUCUCCAAGACUCCCGUACCAUGGGAAAUGACUUUCCCAUAUCUAGUCUAUUCACAGCUUUUAACAUUCAUAGUGUGUCCAUGAGAUCACCAUUCCCCCUUCCACAUUCUCCUGAAAUCCAGGGAAUACAGCACAGGAGCUGCCAGAUGCUUUUCGUACGGAAACCCUUUCAUUCCUGGAAUCAUUCUAGUGAAUCUUCUCUGAACAUUCUCCAAAGUCAGUACAUCCUUUCUAAAAUACGGAGCCCAAAACUGCACACAAUACUCCAAGUGUGGUCUCACGAGUCCUGUAUACAGCCUGAACAUCACAUCCCUGCUCUAAUAUUCUAUACCUCUAGAAAUGAAUGACACCAUUGCAUUCACCUUCUUCACCACUGACUCAAUCUAGAAGAUAACCUUUCAGGUAUCCUGUAUAAGGACUCCCAAGUUCCUUUGCAUCUCUGCAUUUUGAAUUCUCUCCCGAUAUAAAUAAGCAUCUGGCUGUUUAUUUCUCCCACCAAGGUGCAUGACCAUACACUUUCCAACAUUGUAUUUCAUUGGCUACUUCUUUACCCAUUCCCCUAAACUAUCUAAAUCUCUCUGCAGGCUCUCUGUUUCCUCAGCACUACCCACUCUUCCACCUAAUCUUUGUAUCAUCAGCAGAUUUAGCCACAAAUCUAUUUAUCACAUAGUUGAAAUCAUUGACAUACAGCGUAAAAAGUGCUGGUCCAAACAUGACCACUGUGGAACUCCAGUGGUAACCGGCAGCCAACCAGAAUAGGAUCCCACUAAUCCCACUCUAUUUUCUGUUGAUCAGCCAAUGCUCCACCCAUGCUAGUAACUUCACUCAGAUUACAAGGGCUCAUAUCAUACUAACAGCCUCAUGUGCAGCACGUUGUCAAAGGCCACUGAAAAUCCAAGUACAGCAUAUCUACUGCAUCUUCUUUGUCUACUCUACUUGUAAUUUCGUGAAAGAAUUGCAGUUGGUUAAUCAGGCAGGAUUUUUCUUUCAGGAAACCAUGCUGGCUUAAUCUCGUCCCUAUCAAUCGAUUCCAACAACUUCGCAACCACUGAAGUCAGGCUAACAGGCCUAUAGUUUCCCAUCUGCUGCCUCCCACCUUUCUUACAUAGCGGUGUAACAUUUGUAAUUUCUCAGUCAUCCAGUACAAUGCCACAAUCCAUCGAUACCAGAAAGAUCAUUGUUAAUGCCUCGGCAAUCUCUCCAGCUAUUUCCUUCAGAACCCAAGGGUGCAUUCCAUCAGGUCCAGGAGAUUUAUCCACCCUCAGUCCAUUAAGCUUCCUGAGCACCUUCUCAGUCGUAAUUUUCACUGCACGUACUUCACUUCCCUGAUACUUUUGAAUGUCCGGUAUACUGCAGAUGUCUUCCAUUGUGAAGACUGAUGCAAGAUAUGCAUUCUGUUCCUCUGCCAUCUCUGUGUCUCUUAUUACAGUACCUCCAGCAUCAUUUUCUAUUGGUCCUAUAUCUGCCCUUAACUCUCUUUUAUCCCAUAUACACUUAAAAAAGUAUCUUCUUUGAUAUUAGACACCAGCUUCCUUUCAUAAUUCAUCUUUAUCUUCCAAAUGACCUUUUUAGUUUCCUUCACGUUUUUAAAGCUUCCCAAUCCUCUAUCUUCCCACUAGCUUUGGCUUCCUUCUUUUGCAUUUACUUUGGCUCUGACUUCACUUGUCAGCCACGGUAGUGUCUGUCUUCCAUUCAAGAAUUCCUUCUUGUUUAGAAUAUAUUUGUCUUGCACUUCCCACAUUUUUCAUAGGAAGUCAAGCCAUUGCUUCUCUGCUGUCCUUCCUGCUAUUGUCCCUUUCCAGUCAACUUUGGCCAGUUCCUCUCUCAUGCCAUUGUAAUUUCCUUUAUUUCACUGUAAUACCAAAUGUUGGAAUUUAGUUUCUCCUUCAAAAAUUUCAAAAUGAACUCAAACAUAUUGUGUUCACUGUUCCCCAAGGGUUCCUUAACCUUAAGCUCUCUUAUCACCUCUGGAUCAUUGCACAACAGCCAAUCCGGUACAGCUAAUCCGCUAGUGGGCUCAGCAACCUGUUCUAAAAAGCCAUCCCUGAGACAUUUUACAAACCCACUGUCUUGACGUCCAGUACUGACCUGUUUUUCACAAUCCACUUUCAUGUUAAAAUCCCCAACGAUUAACGUGACAUUACCCUUCCGACAUGCAAUUUCUGUCUCCUGUGGUAAUUUGUAAUCCACAUCCUGACUGUCAUUUCUUACCUCCAACCAUACAGACUCUACACUUUCCAAUCCUAUGUCAUUGCUUUCUGAUGAUUUAAUACUAUUUCUUACACACAGACACACACCAUCCCCUCUGCCUGCUAAACUAUCUUUCUGAUGCACUGUAUAUCCUUGGACAUUCAGCUCCCAAUGGCAGCCAUCCUUUAGCCAAGUUUCAGAGAUAUCCACAACGUCAUACUUGCCGAUCUGCAGCUGAAUUUCAAGAUCAUCCACUUUAAUUUUUAUGCUGCGUGCAUUCAGAUAUAUCACUUUCAGUCCAGUAUUGAACGAACUUCAGCGAGUAAACACUGGGGACAAACUGUACAACUGCUCAGACUGCGGGAAGGAAUUCAGUCAUCGCAACUGAAUGAACAUCACUGAGUUCACACUGAGUAGAAGCCGUUCAUCUGUUCCGACUGGGAAUGAAUUCACACUUCCAUCACCUACACACCAGAUUGUUUUCAGAGGUGAGAGGACGUUGACCUGCUCAGACUGUGGGAAGGCAUUCACUUAUCCACGCUGCAGAGACAGUGGUGGGUUCACACUGUGGUGAGGGUGGUAACCUGGUUUGAAUGUGGGAUGGGUUUCAAUCAGUCAUUCCUCGUUGUGUCACCCUACUGAGCUUUGACGCAUCACUAACUGGAGAGAUCAGAAGCUUGAGAGAACGUAAUUCACUCAGGUUUGCAAAUCGAGUAUUAACGGCAGUGGUUCAGGGCAGGUUAUUUUUGAACUUUCAGCAGUGGCCAAUCAGCAUUCAGGAUCGAUUAUCAAGAAGAUCUGAAAGUUGGGCAGGAGCAAGUGAAGCGGACAGUGUCAGAGUGGACAGAGUCAGAGUGGAGACUUUGAGGCUUUACCACUUUGAGGUUUCAGUAAAGAGGCCCUUCACUCAGAGAAGGUAGAAUUAGGAUGGAGAUGGAAUUUUGCCACCUUCUUUGCAUUUGCUCAGUUAGGACAGUGGAGAUGCUAGGCAGGAUAGUGGAAAGUUCCUCUUGCGGGAUGUGGGAAGGCAGGAGACCCCCCUGUGUCCCUGAUAAUUACACCUGUGAGAAGGGCAUCCAGCAGCAGUUCCGAAUAAUCCACAUUCAGGAGCUGGAGCUGAAACCUGAUGAACUCCAGAUUAUUCGGGAGGCUGACAUAUGAUUGGCAGGGCAUAUAGAGAGGUAGUUGCACCCAAGGUGCACGGCACAGGAAACUGGAUGACAGUGAGGAAGGGGAAAUGGGGAAACAGUGAGAGCUGUGUAGCCCCCUGUCCAUCCCCCUGAACACAUAUAUCACUUUUGAUACUGUUGGGGAUGGUAGGAUGACCUGGUAAAGGAAAGUCACAGCAGUAGGGUCUCUGGAGCUUAGUCUGGCUCUGAGACUAAGAAGGGAAGUGUGGAGAAGAGGCAAGCUGUGGUCAUAGGUGAUGACACUGACUGGAUGUUCUGUGUUUGAGAACGAGAUUCCAGGAUGUUAUGUCGUCUGGGACAUCUCUGGUCAAUCGCUCAGCAUUCCUAAAGAGGGUGGACAGUGAAUAUCGUGGUCCAUGUGGGGACCAAUGAGAUGGGCUGGUAGAGUAAUGAGGUUCUGCAAAUGCAGUGCAGAGAGUGGGGUGCCAAUUUAAAGGGCAGCUCGUCCAGGCCUGUGAUCUCAGGACUGCCACCUGUGCCACCUGUCUGGAAUAGGAAGAAUAUACAGUUUAACACAUGACUAAAGAGUUGGUGCUAGAGGGAGGGCAUAAGACUUUUGGAUCAUUUGAGACCGUGAAGAUUGCUGUGUGCCCAGGAGUGUGAGUGCAUUGGGGAAGAGGGGACAUCGUUGAUGGAGGCUGAAGUGGGCUGACAUGCCUCUCUCUGUCCCUCACAUACACAAACACAUGCAAUGGAGUGUGAGGGAGGGGACUGAGAAGGGAAAAGGUGAAUGAGGAAGAUGGAGGUAGGGCUCCUUCAUAAAGUCUCAGACUCACCCAACCCUCCCCCUCUGGAAUUGAUAACGUUCCCUUCACCAGGUUGGGGGUGGGUAUUGAGUUACAUUGCCAACAUUUUUAUUAAUUGUUUGAUAGCAUCUGGUUAACACACUUUGAUAAUGAACUUACUUUGAACAUGAACUUUGAAAUGUAUUGUUUGUAAAACAUGUACUGAUGAGAAAUGGUCUCAGUGAAGGUCCAAGAGUGGAAAAUGAACCGGUGUUCAGCUCCACUUCUCCGUGCCAGACAAGAACCCCUGUCUGAGUCUGUCCCAUCUGUCUGUGCUUGACACAUCUCACUCUAAAUUUUCCACUUUCUGUCCCUGUCCCAGUGUCUUUUCUUUCUCAACCCCAUUCCCCUGCCUUUUUCCCAUAACCGUUGACACCUUUACUAAACUAGCACAGAUCAACCUCUGUUUUAAAUAAACCCGAUGACUUGGCCUCUGAGCCAUGGCAAUGAACUCUACAGGUCCCUCAUCCCUCCAAAUGCAUGCUGUCUGGUGUUAGACAUUGUGACCCGGAAGGUUAAAAAUGGCAGCUAUCUACUCUCUCUAUAUCUCUCGUAAUCUGAUCAAGCUCUUUCAGGGUCACCCUGAUCCUCCUCCACUCAACAGAAAACAGUCCAAAUUUGUCCGAACUCUCGUUACACAGUAGCUCGUGCCUCUAUUCCAGACAACGUCCUGGUGAACCUCUUCGUUGCUGCCCUAAACACCAGCGGCGUAACGGGCUUUAAAUAAGUAAAUGGUGGGUUGUUGAUUAAUGAGGGUGUCAAAAGUAACGGGUAGAAAGCAGCAGUAUGGAUUUUAGAGGGAAAAUCGAAUGGUGGAGAGUACUCAAUGGACGGAAUGAGUAUUUCAGUUCCUAUGACGAGCGGUAUAGCGGUGAGAUGCCGAAGCGAUGUGGAGGUAGCUGCAGGUGCAGGUAAGAGUGGGUUUCCAGGUAGGAGAUAGUGUUAAGCACCUUUUCACUACAUCUUCCAACCAACAACAAUUAACUCAGAGUGGAUCAAUCAUAAGUGCUUUUGUUUUUACUUGAAGAUGGGAUGAUUAGCAGUGCACAAGAGCUGGUAUUAGCUUUAUCCAAAAACUAAACACAGACAGUACAGUCACUCCGAUCAACACAAGUUCUAGGACAGGGUGCAUUCUGUUGUCUGCGGAAUCAGUGUAUUUGGCAUUCUUUCAGUAACACAGCUGCGGGUCUGCAUUCAAGAGCUCAGGUACCAUCAGCAUCAUGUUGCACCAACAUUAUGAGCAAAGCACUCUAAUACAAUACAGAUUCCAGCUUGUUACAGACAAAAAUGCCAUUUUGGUACAAGAAGUGAAGUACAUUUCCACAGUGGUGGAAAAGCAUUCCUACACCCCUCGCCCACUGUGAAAACAGGCGAAAAUCUGCAGAUGCUGGAAAUCCAAGCAACACACAAAAUAUCUUUUCAAUGAUUUUAAGUUCUGUGGCCCCGAUCAUCUUAUUUUUACUAUAGAUACCCAGUGCACAUACACAUCCACCUCCCACCAGGAAAGUCACAGAGCUCUCCACUUCCAUCUGAACAUCAAAACCAACGAGUUUCCUUCCACUACCACUCUCCUGCUCUUUGUUUUGCUUGUCUUCUUUGUUUGAGCUGAGCUCUACUGUCACUUCUUUCUGUCAUCUUGCAGUUGGUCAAGUGUGUGAAUGAUUUGAUGGAGAACAUAGGUCGAACAGUUAGUGAAUUUGUGGAUGUCACCAAAACCGGUGUGUGGUAGAAGUGAGGGUUGUCUGAGGGAAGUGGGAUGGAGACCAGCUGAGAAAGUCAGCAUAGGAUAGCAGGCGGAACUUUACUCUUACUCAAAAGCAGGUCUUCAGGAGGUCAAAAUAAGACCAUUAUUCAGAUGAAGAUACAGCUUCCCUUGGGGCUCAGGAUUCAAAUAGACAAGACUGGUACACUACAGUUCAGCUCACCAGGUUGGAGGGAACCAAGACAGAAUAUAAGGUGUUGCUGCUCCAUCCUGAGCAUGACGUCAUCAAUUAGGGAAACAAAUCGUCGACCAGGUUCACACCAUCCGCCACAAGCAGAACUUCACAGUGCCAGACAUUUCAUUACUGAUUCCCAUUCCCGUUCUGACCUGUCGAUCCAUGGCCUCCUCCUGCAUGGUGAUGAGACCCCUGUCAGGGUGGAGGUGCAGCACCUUAUAUUCGGUCCGAGUACUCCAACCUGAUGGCAUGAAUAUUGAUCUCACCUUCUGAUAGACCAUCCCCACCUCCACCCUGCCCUCCUCUAUUCCGCAGUCUGACCUUUUACUUCUCAACUGCCUAUUACUCCCCCCGGGUCCCCUCCUCCUCCUCUGUCUCUUCUCUGGUCCAUUCGCCUCUCCUAUCAAAUUCUUUCUUCUCCAACCCUUGACCUUUCCCACCCAUCUGUCACCUUCCAGCUUGCCUCUUUCCCCUCCCCAUUUUUAUAUUCUGGUUUCUUCUGGUUACAUCCAGCGCCCAGGGCAUGCCCUUUUCUUACUGUUACUAUCGGGUAGGAAGUACAGAAGCCUGAAGGCACAUACUAGGUGAUUCAGGAACAGCUUCUUCCCCUCUGCCAUCUGAUUCCUAAAUGGACAUUGUACCCUUGGACACUAACUCACUUUUGUAAUAUACUCUAUUUCUGUUUUUUGCAUGUUUUAAAAAUCUCUUCAACACACAUAUACCGUAAUUGAUCUACUUAUUCAUGACUAUUAUUUUUAUUUCAUUUAUUAUUAUCAUUUUCUAUAUUAUAUAUUGCAUUGAACUGCUGCUCCUAAGUUAAAAAAUUUUAACGUCACAUGCUGGUGAUAAUAAACUUGCUUCUUAUUCUGA
Messenger RNA from Hypanus sabinus (Atlantic stingray), 9819 nucleotides. RefSeq names its product gastrula zinc finger protein XlCGF57.1-like. Gene Ontology annotation, biological process: regulation of transcription by RNA polymerase II. NCBI's taxonomy places the organism in Eukaryota, Metazoa, Chordata, Chondrichthyes, Myliobatiformes, Dasyatidae. Gene Ontology annotation, molecular function: RNA polymerase II cis-regulatory region sequence-specific DNA binding; DNA-binding transcription factor activity. The record is from RefSeq and is a predicted model, not a curated record. The transcript has 2 exons. The coding region runs from base 1113 to 2393 and encodes 426 amino acids.